Molecule: messenger RNA, 942 nt
Organism: Rangifer tarandus platyrhynchus (Svalbard reindeer)
Lineage: Eukaryota; Metazoa; Chordata; Mammalia; Artiodactyla; Cervidae
Source: the annotation of a GenBank genome assembly
AUGACAGAAGUGAAUGAGUCAGUGGCCUCUGACUUCAUUCUGGUGGGCCUCUUCAGUCGCUCAGAGUCACCUCAGCUACUGUUCUUCCUGGUGGCUGUCAUGUUUAUCAUGGGGCUUCUGGGCAACACCACUCUGCUCUUCCUGAUCUGCGUGGACUCCCGGCUCCACACACCGAUGUAUUUUCUGCUGGGUCAGCUCUCCCUGUUUGAUGUUGGCUUCCCCCUGGUCACCAUCCCCAAGAUGGCCUCAGACGUUCUGCAGGGAGAAGGUUCCAUCUCCUUUGGGGGUUGUGCAGCUCAGAUAUUCUUCCUCACACUGAUGGGUGUGGCUGAGGGCGUCCUGUUGGCCCUCAUGUCCUAUGACCGUUAUGUGGCUGUGUGCCACCCGCUGCAGUAUUCUCUGCUCAUGAGGCGCUGGGUGUGCCUGCUCAUGGUGAUCUCCUCCUGGCUGGCGGGUGUGCUCAAUGCCUGCAUCCAGACCUCCAUCACUCUGCACUUCCCCUACUGUGCCUCGCACACCGUGGACCACUUCUUUUGUGAGGUGCCCGCUCUGCUGAAGCUCUCCUGUGCGGACACGUCCGCCUAUGAACUGGCGCUGUCCACCUCGGGAGUGCUGAUCCUGGUGCUUCCCCUUUCCCUCAUUGCCACCUCCUAUGGCCACGUGUUGGGGGCUGUUCUACGUAUGCGCUCAGAGGAGGCUCGCCACAAGGCCUUCACCACCUGCUCCUCACACAUCACAGCAGUGGGACUCUUCUAUGGCGCAGCCGUGUUCAUGUACAUGGUCCCGGGUGCCUACCACAGCCCACGCCAGGACAACAUGGUCUCCCUGUUCUACAGCCUUAUCACCCCCACACUCAACCCCCUCAUAUACAGCCUGAGGAACCGGGAAGUGUGGACGGCUUUGGUCAAAGUUCUCCGCAGAGCUGGGCGCAAGGCAAAGUGA